AUGGUUUUCAAGGCGCCCGCUCCUGAUGCGCCGACUGCAGAGCAAUGGCAGAGAAUGCUCAUGGCAACGCAACUACAGUACACGCCAACUCAGUGCUGGCCAAUCCACCUUCCGGAUGAAUCCUUCUCUUUUCCCUUUGCGGCCUCGUCAGGCUUUCUCCAGCAGCAUCAGCGGCGCCAGCUGUUCGAGUGCAUGCCCACCGAAGAUGUGCAAUGUGUACUCGCGCUCAACCUUCCCGAUUCGCAUCAACAGCUUGAAGACUGUGCAAACUCUCCAAGCCCUUCCAGCUUGCUACCGAGAACCUCGACUAGUUCUACAGAAAUAUGCUUCCACACCCACAGGGCUGCUCCAUCCCAGCCCGCAAGAUGGCUCUCGAUUGCCGAGCGCCACGUCUACGACGCAUCGAGGAAAGCCCAAGUACCGCUUGCAAUGUACGCACAUGGCCAUGUCAGCCGCGACGGCGUCUCGAAACGACGAUAA
Molecule: messenger RNA, 480 nt
Organism: Exserohilum turcica Et28A
Lineage: Eukaryota; Fungi; Ascomycota; Dothideomycetes; Pleosporales; Pleosporaceae
Exons: 1
Coding region: 1-480 (159 amino acids)
Source: RefSeq, a predicted model, not a curated record